Messenger RNA from Amphimedon queenslandica, 13031 nucleotides. Its product is annotated as sacsin-like. The transcript has 4 exons. The record is from RefSeq and is a predicted model, not a curated record. Bases 42 to 12833 code for a protein of 4263 amino acids. Gene Ontology annotation, molecular function: metal ion binding. Lineage: Eukaryota; Metazoa; Porifera; Demospongiae; Haplosclerida; Niphatidae.
AUCACUGUGCGUAUCCUGAGGCCUUGCCUGUGCUGCAGAUCAUGGAGAGUAAGAAAAUGUCAAGAGGACUUAAUGGCGAGGACUUUGGUCAAAGAAGGCCUCCACUACAUGAAAUGAUUAGAACUAUAUUGAGAGAAUAUCCCAGUGGUCAAAUCUUUAAGGAAAUUAUACAGAAUGCUGAUGAUGCCCGUGCCACAGAGGUCAAGUUCUAUUUAGAUUGCCGUGUAUUACAAACACUUCCACCAUCACUAUUAUCAGUUGUGUGUUCAGAAGCAAAUCAAGAGGUGCUAUCACAACAGUUCACUGGACCUGCACUCCUUUCCUAUAACAAUGCUCCUUUCAGGAAAGAAGACUGGGAAAGCAUACAGAGUCUUCAGCAGAGCGGUAAAGCCAAGAAUCCACACAAAGUUGGAAAGUUUGGAAUUGGAUUUAAUUCUGUGUAUCACAUUACUGACCUCCCAGUUAUUCUCAGUCAAAAUUACUGUGGAUUCUUAGAGCCACAAGAAUCAGUGUGGAAAGGAGAAUCAGGUAAAGGCUAUUAUCUGGAGAAUCUUAUUGAUGAAUGUCCUGAAGUACUGGAACCCUUUGAUGGCAUUUGCGGUUUCUCUAAAGAAUCAACACAGUAUAAUAAUAAUACCUUAUUUAGAUUUCCACUGCGUAACAAAGCCUCAAAACUAUCUAGUGAAGUCUAUGAUAUAGACAGGCUUCACAAAUUGCUUGAGUCUCUUAAAGAAGAGGCACAAUAUUUACUUGUUUUCCUUCGUUCUGUUUGUUCCAUUGAAAUAUUCAAAAUCACUGAGAGCAAUGUCACUGAACCACUGUUUAAAGUGAGCGUAAGUGAAGCAGAUUUUGAUUCACGAUUAAAGCAACAGCGACGGUUAGUUAGUCAAGUUGAAUCAAUCUUUUUAGGUGAAUUAUCAUGCACUGUAGGCCAGUUGGUUAAUGAUACUUCGCAUUUUCACAUUCACAUAUCUAUUAAUGGUAGAUUCACAUCUGAGCAUGAGUGGCUAGUAGUGAAUCAGGUGGGCUCUAAAGAUGAUGAAGUAAUGCAUCUUGCAGAGAAGCAGCGUGUACUUCCUUGGGUAGGAGCAGCUGUUGAUUUGAAAACGAGUUGUUCAGCUGGACGAAUCUUUUGCGUAUUGCCUUUACCUGUAGAGGAUCGAGCCCCAAUGUGCAUUCAUGUGAAUGGUACAUUUGCUGUUAGCAGUAAUCGUCGCUCACUGCAAUGGGAGGCACAAGAAAGGAAAGGAGACGAAGAGGGGACAUGGAAUAAGUUGCUAGUUAAGAAAUGCCUUCCUUCUUGUUAUCUAAAAUUAGUCUUUGAGCUUAUGGCCCUUGAUAUCCCUUACGACACUGUAUAUAACUGUUGGCCUGACAUACAGAGGUUAGGUGGUACACCUUGGGAUUCUCUGUUAGAGCCUUUUUACAGUUCAUUAUUGAACAGCAACAUGGUCGUCCAUACCCAAGCAAUUGGAAGCGGGAUGUGGAUUAGUAUUCAAGAAGCUGUUUUUAUUACUGAUGAUGUGCCUAUGCCAGUUAUAGAAGCAAUGAAAUCAUGUGGCAUUAAGUUAGUCGAGCUUAAUAGCAGUUGUAAUCAAGCAUUGGCCCAUUAUUAUAAUAGAAAAAGAAGCACUAUAAGUCCUGCAUUAGUACGAACAAACUUGAAGCACAAUCCAAGUUCCUACCUUUACGUAUCAAAUGAAGCCAAGAUGGAAAUCCUAAAGUAUUGCUUUCGUGACAAUAAUUUUCGAGAUUUAGCUGGACUUCAGCUCAUACCUUUAGCUGAUGGAUCGUUUCAACAGUUUAAAAUGAAAUCAAAUUUAUAUGCUGAUGGCUACUGUGUUUGCACUUCUGAAAACCCCAGUGCUCUGCUACCUGGUUUAGAAAACAAAUUGAUUAGUGUUUAUGAGGAAGAUCAUACAUUACACUCAUUACUCUGCUCCAUAGCACGUAGUGGUUAUACACAGCUGACUAUGCUAAACUGUCAGCAAGUAGCCAAUUUAAUAUCACAAUGCAAUACAAGCUCAUGGUCAUAUGCACAAUUGGCAUAUUUUUGGCAGUGGCUUAGAAACCAACAGUUGGCAUUUUUUCAAAAUAAGUUAAUUGUGCCAAUAAAACUCCCUUCAAAUAAUAGUAAAAGUAUUGUCCGACUGACUACUAAAGAAGGAGUAGUGUACAUUCCUUUAUACACUGCUGUUUCUCAGCCACUUUUAACUUCAUUAGAAAAAUGCCAUAUCAAAUUUGCUGAUGCAAAUGUUUUUGAUUAUUUAUCUCAUCGUGAGCUUGCUAAAUAUCUCAAUAAAUUUGAGUGCAAUAAGCUACUUGAUGUUAUUUCUUCUUAUAAUGUAGCAAACAUAAGAUUUUCUGAUGAUGAAGCUGCCAAGUUACAAGAUUUUUUUUCCAAUGUUUUAUUUGAUAGCAAUAGAAGAGCAGCUAUUGCCAAGCUGCCUAUUUUUAAAGUGCUUUGUGAAGAAUCAAUUCGAUAUUCCAUUGAUGUAAUUACAUCAUCUUAUGCUGAUGACAAAGCUAUUGCUACAAAUGGUGCCUUUAGUUUCAGAACUGAUCUCCUUCCAAGUAGGCCUCUAAUCAUUGACACUACAUCAGAUAAUGCAUUGAGGCUUUUGAGAUAUAUGACAAGCCAUGUUUCCUUUAUGACAGAAACAGAUUAUCUUUUGAACGUAGCAUUCAAGCAGAUAAGAAACAGGAACUUUGCCAAUAGUAAUAUAGUUCCAUUUAUGAAAAGUGUUAUUGAUAAUUUCUACAGUUCAGAAUACAGACAGGCCUCUCGUAAACUGAUAGCAAAUAUGAAAGACUUACGAUUUGUUGAAGUUUCAUUAUCCACACAGCUUGAAGCUCCUUGUAAUCUCUUUGAUCCUGAUGUAUUGAUUUUAAAACAGCUUUUUCUUGGUGAGUGCAAGUUUCCUGCUUCCAGCGAAUGGUCUCACUUAGGAAUUCUGAGACAGUGUGGCUUAAAAGCAUCAGUUGAUGCUAAUGAACUUUUUCAAGUCAUAUCAACUGUUAGAGUUACUUUGCGUAGGUACCAGAACAUAGUUGCUACUGAUGAAAAUAGAUAUCUCAGAUUAAAAGCAGCUCUGAAAUAUUUGUCAGAUAACCCUAGCUUAUUAAAUGCCUACCUAAACACACGUGACACGUUAUUGACAGUGUUAAGAAAGCAAGCUGAACAGUUCUGCUGGCUACCAAUAGCAAGCAGCCCUCCAAGCCAAUAUCCUUCCUGUUUAGUGUGGAAGGGAUCACAGUAUCCUUCAUGCUUAGCUUCAUUUAGUGUAGUUAAUCCUCUCAUAUUGCUGUCACAAGAUCUUACUGCAGCACCAGGGCAACAUGUACCACACAAUUUAAUUGUUGGCUCAGAAGCUGUUUUUAUUGAGAGUGUUCCCAGAGAGCUAGCUCAGCAGUUUCGUUGCUCAGCAAAAAAUAUUCUUUCUGUUCUUCAAUCUGUCAGGGACAGUUCUCAGCUCAGAGAAGAUGAAGCAUGGUCAAAAGUUAGAGCUGUAUUGGACUGGAUAGCAGAUAACACUAGUACAAUGAGUAAAGCUGAUAUUCUAGUACCAGUCGAAAGUGAUUUAUCAUAUCCUCAGUUAAUUCCUAUUGAUGAUGUAUCUUACACUGAUAAUGAAAUGUUACGUGGCAUUGCACGAACGUCAGAUGAAAAGUAUAAUCUUAUACAUCCUAAAGUGUCUUACCUGUCUCCUAAGCUGGGCCUUUCCCCACUCAGUGAUCAGCUUGAUAUUACCGAAGAUGUCUUUGAAGAUGCUGGUCAGCAUGAACCGCUAACAACACGACUCAGCAAUAUAUUGAGAGAAUAUAAAGAUGGCUUAACUAUCAUAAAGGAGAUGAUACAAAAUGCUGAUGAUGCUGGGGCAACUGAAGUUAAUAUUUUACAUGAUACCCGCACACAUUCAAGCCACAAUCUAGUGUUAGAAGGAAUGGCAGAGAGCCAUGGGCCAGCAUUGAUAGUCCACAAUAACAGCACAUUCACAAAAGAGGACUUUGAAAACAUCACAAAACUUGCUGGUGCUACAAAAGCUAACCAACCACUUAAGAUUGGAAAAUUUGGAGUUGGAUUUUGUUCUGUGUACCACAUCACUGAUGUACCUUCUUUUGUUAGUGGAGAAUGGCUAUACAUAUUUGAUCCUACGUUAAAACAUUUAAAAGGUGUAGUGCAAAAUGAGAGCAGGCCUGGCAAAAAAAUUAAGUUUCGAUCAAAGUUCCUUGCCAAAUCACAGCAAUUAGCUCCAUACCAGGGCUUGUUUGGUUUUGAUUCUUCAUCAUCUUACAAUGGUACCAUAUUUAGGCUACCAUUUAGAACACAUCCUAGUCAGAUUUCUUCCACUAUCUACAAUAAUCAUCUUGUUCAAAUGAUUAAAAAGGAUUUAGAGUCAAAUGGUUCUAAAUUAUUGCUUUUCUUACAGAAUGUUAAGCGCAUCACGUUUAGCUCACGACAAGAAGGUAGGCCGAUUGUUGAACAUCUGUCUAUUGAGUGCAGUAAUGUUGACACUGAGAAUGUCAAAGUAUGUGUUACACAAUCAAGUACUAAAUCUACAGAGUAUUGGCUCCUAUCAAAUCAAGAGCAACGGUUGAAAUCACAAGAUGGUGCCUAUAGGCAAGCAGUUGCAUCUGUAGCUUGCAAGUUAGUUAAGAAACAAUCUUCAUUUUUGUGUGAAGCAAUAGAAGGGAAUGCAUUUUGCUUUCUACCAUUAUCAGUUCCUGCUACUGGCUUACCGGUGCAUGUUACUGCUAACUUUGCUGUUAUGAGUAAUAGAAGUGGCAUAUGGACAGGAGCAUCAUCUGCAAUGGCUUCAGAUGAAAGGGAAUACUGGAAUCAGCAACUAAUGACAACAGUCAUACCUGAAGCAUAUUGCAAAUUGUUAAAAAGUUUGCAAGCAAUGCACUGCUUAAGAAGACUUUUAUCUUAUGAGUUUCACAUGCUGUGGCCACUGGCUUCCAACCUUCAGAUGAAGUUUCCAUGGGAAAGUUUAGUAUCUUCAUUAUAUCAUUUGAUAUCUCAAGAAGACUUAUUUUUUUCGUCUUCUUUUUGUCAAUGGUUAGAAAUAACCCAGUCUUAUUUUCUUCCUUCUACGUUAUUUAAAGUUGUAUGUAGUAGUUCUACUGAUAUCAUUGAAGCAGUGAAAAUAAUGAAGUUACCAAUAGUGUUCUUACCUCUUUUCCAUAGUAGCCAACUACAAAAAUUUAUAAGAGUUAAUAUUUUAACUGAAGACAAAUUUGCACAAUUAUUUCUACAAAAUAUAGAUUCAUUUUCCAAUAGCAUUAAGACCAGGAAUGAAAUUCUUUCAAUGAUGCUAUCAGCUAUUGGUUCGACAAUCACCUCUAAAGAACACAAGUUGCUAAAAAGUCUACUUCAUAAGCAUCCCUGCAUACCUACUUCCCCUAAAGGAUUUCAAUUAAAACGAGCAUCUGAACUUGUGGAUUCAAAUGAGUUCCGUGACAUGUUUGAUCCUGAAGACGCCAUGUUUCCUGAAAAGAUUCUUUACCAAUCUGCUGCAGUAAGGGAAGGGAUUUUUAGACUUGGUUUGAUGUCACCUUAUAAUGUAUGUUGGGAUGUUAUCAUCAAAAGUGCUAAAACAGUGGAGUCAUUAUUUGUGAAAGAUAAGAUAAAAGCAUUAAUAAGAGUUAAAGUUAUCAUUGGCUGCAUUGAAGAAAAGGCAGAACAUGCACGUCGAGAACAAGAGCAAAUUGAUCCAGCACCUCUUGAGCUAUGUCAAACUCACUUUCUACCUGUCCUUCAUAAACCUGAAAAAUAUGUUUUACCAUGGAAAGGUGAAGGUCAUGUUUUAUUACCACCUUGUCAGGUAAUAUCAGUUGAUAGUCGCAGCUUGAGAAAAACUGGUAUUUUAAUUGGUUCUCAAAAAGCAAUAGUUAAUACCAAGAUUACUGUUUCAGGAGGGUGCGAUUCCAUUUCUCAUCAAGCAUUGAAGUUAAUGAAUAUACCAUCACAAGCUUCAUUUGAUGAAGUACAUAAUCAAUUUGUCACAUUGAUUAAUACAUUUAACAUAUCAAUGUGUGAUGAUCACGAAGCAAUACAAUUAAUUGAAGAAAUAUGUCAAAAUGUUUAUGAGCAUUUUGAAGCCUCAUUGAAAGAGUCACCUAGAAUAUCACGAAAACUAAGUAAACAUCAGAAUCAAGAUGAUAAUCAGCAUAAAACAAUUUUAGCCCAAUAUUAUAACAAACCAUUUAUAUGGACUGGGAAAGGCUUCGUUUGCCCUUGUGACGUAUCAAUUAAUUGGAAGCAACUGGUGGGCCCAUGUCUAUAUCGACUUCCUGGCAUGUUAUCGCAGCACAGAAACUUGGUAAAUUGUUUGCAGGUGAAGGAGAGUUUUAGUGUUGAAAAACUACUGGGAACAUUCUCUCAAAUGUAUUCACGUUUUAGCCCUACACACAAGCUUCCACAAGAAUACCAUGAAACUGCUAAAAACAUUAUCCAAGAUUUGAAUGCAAAAGAUUUUCAGGAACUAUCUCCCAUGAAGAAAGAGGCUAUUCUUGUUGAUGCCAAUUAUAUUCUUAGACCAACAAAUCAACUAGUUUUCAAUGAUGCAGUUUUUUUGCCUCCUGAUAAUGACAGUAACUAUGUGAUAUCACUUCUCAUCAGGGAAGUAGCACUGGCUCUUGGAGUACAACCAACAAGUAGUAAAUUUCUUGAGAAAUACACUUCUACUAAGCAAAAAUUUAGUGGAAUAGAAUUUGGCCAACGCGAAGAACUCACCCAGAGAAUUAAGAAUAUUCUUCGAGAUUAUCCACUUGAUGUUACAUUCCUCAAAGAACUCCUUCAGAAUGCUGAUGAUGCCAAGGCUAGUAAAAUGUAUGUAAUACUUGAUAAGAGAGAACACAGGAAAGAGAGAUUGCCUUCAGAGAAUUGGGCAGAACUACAAGGACCUGCAUUACUUGUAUGGAAUGAUAAAGAGUUCACUGAAAAAGAUUUAGAUGGAAUUCAAAAGCUUGGUCUUGGUUCUAAGCGUGAUGAUGAAGAGUCAAUUGGUCAGUUUGGCAUUGGUUUUAAUGUGGUCUAUCAUGUAACUGACUGUCCUAGUUUCAUAACAAGGGGAGACACACUGUGUGUGUUUGAUCCACACUGUAGAUAUGUUCAUGGAGCUGAUAAGCUUUGCCCUGGAAGACGUUAUAAUGUUGAUGAUAGUUUUUGGAACAGUAUCUCUGACCUGCGCUCUUGCUUUCUUCAAGACGAGCUUCAAAAUAAACCACAGGGUUUGGAUAAAGGUGUCCUUUUUCGUUUUCCACUUCGAUGUACUAAGGAGCUGGUAAUGAAAUCAGAGUUAGUGAAUAAUCCAGUUAGAACAGAACCAUUGACUGCUGAUAUAAUGGAAAUGCAUCUCAGAUCAUGGGUGAUCACCAUGAAAGAUGCUCUUCUCUUCCUCAAUCAUAUAGUCCAAUUUGAAUAUUAUGUCAUUGAAAAUUCUGGUUCAUUAAAGUGUGAAAAAAGCUAUGUCGUUCAUAUGGAAGGUAAUAUCCAUGAGAUGCGAGCUAGUCUGAAAGAACAAUUUUCUGCUUUUAAACAAACUAAAAAACCUUUUCUUGUUACAUAUCCUCUAACACUAGAAACAAAAUCACUAAAGUCAUCCACACAUGAGCAUUGGUUGAUACAGCAAGGAGUUGGAGAUGUACAAGAUUCUCAAAAUAAACAUUGGGAAUAUUUAGACAAGACUCUACCUAAACAUGGUAUUGCUGCUACUCACAAAAGAACUGAGAAUUUCCUUGGAAAAGUUUUCUGUUUUCUACCUCUACCAGUUUACACAGAACUUCCAGUACAUAUCAAUGGUCAAUUUGUGCUUAAUAGUGAUAGACGUUCUCUUUGGGCAAGCACGACCAAUAAGCAUGACUCCAAAACAAAAUGGAAUGCUAGUUUAAUUAAAGCAAUUGCCUCUUCUUAUGUACAUUUCCUUGAAAGAGCUAAGCAUUACUAUGUAAAUGAUGAUGGUUAUGGCACUCGUUUAGAAUUAUUAGAUGCUAUAAACAAUUACUACAGCCUGUUUCCGUUCUUUGACCCACCAUUUAUUUUUAAGAAAAAGGAAGAAAAGUCUGAAAUACCAUACCGAACUAGCCAGUUUGCUGUAGUAUCACAGUCACCUAAUCCAAGACAUGAAGUUACUAAAAAGAAAAAUUGGAAAGAUAUUUGUAGCAUGGUUUUUCAGUUAAUGUGGCAAGGAAAUUUACAAUUAUUAGCAACAGAAUUGAAGAAAGAUAACUUUUCUCUGACAAAAUCCCAACCAGUAGUGUCAUGGGUUGCACAGUGGCAUAAAUUCCAAAGUGACAUUCCUAAAAAUCAAGCAUAUUUUAAAUCAAAAGAAAGCAAAGAAGUAAAACAAGUAUUGAGGCAACUAGGCAUGAUUCUCACCUGUGCCCCGCCUAUUCUAUGCUCACAUUUGCUGUCACAAGAAGUACAACCUGCUGUUUUAUCAAGUGGCUCAGUGUAUGAUUACUACAGUAAGUUUCACACUCAGAUUAUUGGCAAGUGUCCCUGUCCAAUAAACCAAUCACCUUUUAAGACAAUGGAUAACUUAUGCUUCUUUUUAAAUUACUUGUUAAGUGUUAACUUCAAAGGACACGAAAUUCAGUAUGAGUUCCCGUGCUUUCCUGAUGGCAUUCCACUUCUUCUUACAGCUGACUCACAGUUGCGGGUAUUUACUAAUCCACCAAAGGUGUUAUGUAGCAAGUAUGCACAGCUUUUUAAGAAUUCUUCCUCAUGGAUUUUACAUGAAGGAAUCAUAACAGCUGUGGGAAAACUGUCAUCAACUUACUUCAUCUCAAAUUUGUCCUCUGAAGUACUUAACGAAAUGAUGGUUAGCAACUUUUCAUUAUCUAUGAAAUCUUCAGUAGUAGAAAAUACAAAUUAUUGCAUUAUUGCGAAGGAAAGAUUAAUGGAAUUGUGGUCCUGUUUGUGUUAUGACCCAAAUAUUUCUCAGCAUAGGCAAUGCAUUGUUGAAAAUUGGGCAAUUAUUCCUUCGGUAUCUGGUAAACUUUACUCUGCUAGUUCCCCAGUUUUGCCUUUACUUAGAUCAACUAAUUCCACAUACAUGAGUGUAUUUCUUGAAUUGGCUGAUUUAAAUGUCCCACUGUUUGACUCUACUGAUUUUGGAGAAUGCUUAGCUAGAGACUACUGUGUUGAUGUUUCUAAUGUAUCCAUAGUCCUAGCAAUUUUGUUUCAUCAUCACGCUAAAGAAAAAGUUUUAUUGAAUUUAAAAGCUCCACAGAAAACUAUUCAAUGUUUAUUCCAAUACUUUGGCAGAAUAAAUUUUGCUCAUGAUAGUGCUAGCCUUCAUUAUAUUCAGAGGCUUCCUCUUUUUGAAACAGUCAAUGGGGACAUAACCAGUCUUGAAAAUAAGCAAGUCUAUUGUUGGCCUAAUGAAGCUUGCAAAGCUGGAUAUAGCAAGUGGGCGUCUUCUGAUAAAGUUGUAUUUCUUCCUAGUAAUGGAAAGUGGGGACUUCUUUGUAAUCGUAACAUUGAAGUAUUAGGUGGUCAGCAUCUUACUGAGAGUGAACUUUAUAUUUGUUUUAUUUUUCCAGUGUUUCAAAUUUUGACAUCAGAUGAAAGAAUGAAACAUCUUAAACACAUUAAAGACACUUUGUUUUCUGAUCUUCAAUAUGAAAGUCAGCUUAAAAAGGCUAGUAGAAGAGCUCCAGCAAUAAAUUUUAUUGAAAAAUUAAAAAAAUUGCCUUGUCUUGAAACAAGUCAUGGUAAUCUCCAAGCAAUCAAAGAUUUUUCUGAUCACAACAUGGCAAUAUUUACAACUUUUCGAGAGCAUUUUCAAUUUGUUCCUGAGGAAUAUCAAAAAAAUGAAUGGCUGGAAUUUUUAAAAGCCCUUGGUCUUCGAGUGACUAUUACAACAGAAGAAUUUAAGUCAUUUGCUGCCAUUGUUUCUACUGCAAAACACAAAAAUGUUUCGAAGGCAUCUAGUGUACUAGUGGAAUAUUUAUUUUCUGACUCAGCAAAAGAAUGGCAUACUGACAAGUAUGUAUUGUCAGACAUUGCUAAAAUUCCAUUUGUCAAAGUUGCUAGCCUUGGUAAUUUGGAAUGGAUAAAAAAGUCAUGUCAACCUCCAUUGUACCUAGAAGAACAAAAGCUAGGGCUAACAAUGCUUAAUCAAUCUGUAAUAUAUGACAGUGCCUCAUUGAUCUGGACUGUGAAGCCAGUAGUAAAUCUACCAGUACCAUCAUACAUGUACACAUACUUUAGUACAUCCCAACAAUAUUAUACACUUUUGGAAUAUUUGGGUAUUACACUUAGACCUGAUUCUAAAAAUGUUCUUAAAAAUCUAAUAAAUGUGUCACAGACAGGCUUAGCAAAAUUUGACCUAUUUCACAAGUAUAAUUUAACCUAUGUGGCAAAAGACAUUAAGAGGGUCACCAUAGAAACUGUAAUUAAACAAUGUUUUGAUUAUUUAUUUGAGCACAAGGCACAUGAGCAACUACAGAGUCUUUGUACUAUUCCCUGUAUCCCAGUGUCAGCAAUGAAAUCUCUUAAUACAACAGUUAUACAUCAGCCAGUGCUUGUAAAGCCAAUUCAAGUAGUAAGAUACAUACCUGAUGACUGCUCGCAUCUCUUCCCUUACCUUCAUACGGUACCUGAUUUCUUGGUUGGAUGCCAAUACCUCAAAACAUUAGGUAUAGCUGAUAAUAUUGAAAUCAAGACUCUUCGGUAUCUCCUUGAUACAAUACAUCAGCAACUUGGUGACAAAAGGCUUGACCCAAAUCAUAAGAUCACUGUUAGAGAAGCAGUUAUUAAAAUGCAUAGCCUGCUAAUAAAUGAGUUAAUGUCACCUACUAAAGCCCAGGAUAUUUCACCACUCUAUUAUCCUAACAAUGAAGGUUUUUUAGUUGACUCAACUACUCUUAUAUUUCUUGACUCCAGUCGCUAUAAAACUGACAAAUACAAUUUUUCUGAGGUGCCUGUUUCCUUAUUUCAAUUGCCACCUCAAGCCACGCACUCAGUAAUCAAAACUUUUAAAUUAUUUUCAAGUUAUGAUCCCAGCAGUGUGCCAAGUGACAUCUUGUGUUUGCAAUUACCAAAGAAUGUUAGACCACAUGGCCUCUCUCUUAUCUGCAGGGAAGAAUUGCUUGAUCAUAAUGUAGCAACAGAAAGUAAUUCACCUCUUCAGUUGCAUUUUUCAAAGCUCAAAUCCAUUGCUCCAGCUUUAGAAGAAUUUAUGCCUAAAACAAUAGUAGCACAUUAUAGAUAUCAUGCUGUACAGGUCGAUAAAUUAGUUGCAACAAAAUUCUCAGAAACAUUAGUAGAGCACUUCAUUAAUACAGUGAAGUUAGUAAUCAUUAAUAACUUAAGGAGUAAAGUUAUUAUUAAUGAUACAUCAAUUGCAACUAUUGAAGUCAAAUAUUUGUUUCAAAAAAAUGAGGAUGAGGAUGAGUUCAUUCUUUAUGUGGAUAAAAAAGCAACUACUAGUUAUACCGUUUUUAAAGAAAUUACACACACUCUUUGUGUUGAAAUAGCAAGAAUGCACAAUGUUAAAUUGACUUCAUAUAUAAAAUUCACUGAUCCUGUUUGUGACUGUCUUAGAGCACAAUGUAUUGAAGAUUUAAUACCAAUUUUAGAGAAACUACAGAUUGACGCUCAUGGUAUUAAUGACAUAAUUCUUCCCAUUCAGAGUAAUGCUGCAACUCUUGGAGGAGAAAUACCAAAUGAACUCAUUGAUCUGCUGGAAAAUGACAUGAAUCACAUUUUCCAUCCUGAGGAAUGGGUUGGAUAUGAGAAUGAAUAUGGCAAUUUCAUCUAUGUAAUUGUUCUGUAUGCAGUUGCACAAGAAUCAUUCAACCCCCUAGAAAGAAGAUAUGUGAUUGCAAUUGACAGUGAAGGCAAUAGGAAGGAAGUAUCAACCCUUGACCUUUAUAAGCUAAUGAAAGUGAGUGGACACUCUUUAGAAGAAAAUGAGAGUCAAGAACUAGUGUUGCUGGAGUUUGAUAGUGCUUCUGCUCAAGUUAGAAGACUCACAGAUUCUUAUAGUCUGUUAGAGUUGAAGAAACAAAUCAUCCAAGACUUGAAGUUUAUCUGGAUGCUACAAAAUGAAGAUCAGAAAAGAAAAGCAAUAAAACGACUUUAUUUAAAGUACCACCCUGACAAGAGAAACUUAAAUGAUUCUGAAGCCAACAUGUAUGAUGAAGCAUUUAAAUUCUUGAAGCAGCAAAUUGAAAAUUUAGAAAAUGGAAGACCAUUGGAAGACCCAGAUUUACCACCAACAUCAUCAUCAGAGACAUCAUCACAAAGAUACACACAUUCACAUUGGUCAAGACAUUUUGAUGAAUGGGAUGAGGGUUUGAGAAGAAGACGGCAAAGAAGUAGAAAUGCAAGUGGAAAUUCAUAUCCAAGGAAUAACCAAAGCUUUGGACAUGGUAUUUCACAGCCACAAGCAGAUCCAAUAAAAGCUGGAUACUGGCUGAAACAGGCAGAAUGUGAUUUAAAAGCUAUGCUUAUUCUAAACCAGAAUGAAGGAGUGCAAUGUCAAGUAUUAUUUCUGUGUCAUGAGACUUGUGAAAAAGCAUUGAAAGCAGGCAUGUAUGAACUAGUAGGAUUAAAUGAUGCCUAUCUUAAAUCACAUGAGCUACUUACUCAUGCUUAUGCUAUUGCUGGAAUGAAAGGUGGGGAUUGGGCAGAACUACCAUCAUUAGUGUAUACAAUUGAAACGGAGCAAUAUUAUCUCAAAACACGCUAUCCUAAUCAACAUUAUCCCUCAGUGGCCCCAGUUGACAUUUAUUGUUAUUAUACUAAAGAUGAUGAGGUAUUAAGUGUUGUCAAUAAUGCUCAGAAGUUGAUAAAAUUGAUACAGAGGCUAUUUUAAUUAAUUGUUAGAUAUAUUAGUUUUAGAGGACUCGAGUUAUAAUUAUUUUUUUCUUAAAAACUAUCUAAAUUUUUCAUUGUAUUAGUUAACUCUCAACUGAAUCAAAUAAUUUUGCUUUUUAAUUUGUUUUUUGUCAUAAUUUUAGUUGUAUUUUUUGCUACUUAAAAAUAUUUUUACUUAUAAAUUAUUGUCAACUGU